AUGGAUGGAGAAAAUUGCACUUCCUUGGGAGAAUUCCUUCUCUUGGGAAUUAGUAGUAGCUCUGCAGUCAAAGUGACCCUAUUUACCACAUUUCUGGUUAUUUAUCUCAUUAUUCUUUUUGCAAAUCUCAGGAUGACCGUUUUAGUUAGAACAGACCCCCAGCUGCACACAUCCAUGUACUUUUUCCUCAGCCACCUCUCCUUCAGUGACCUCUGCUAUUCCACAGUCAUUGGACCCAGGAUUCCCGUGGGCUUCCUCAUCAAGAACAAAUCAAUCCCCUUCUAUGGCUGUGCUCUGCAAUUCCUGAUCUUCUGUACGUUUGCAGAUUCGUGUCUACUGUUGGCGGUCAUGGCCUACGAUCGGUACAUAGCUAUUAGCAACCCCUUGCUUUAUACAGUCAAGAUGUCUGGCAAGGUGUGCUCCCUGCUGAUGGCUGGGGUUUAUAUGGUAGUUAUGGAUGCUUCGAUAAAUGCAAUAUUAACUUUCUGCUUAUGUUUCUGUGGGUCAAAUGAAACUAACCAUUUCUUCUGUGAUGUUCCUCCUCUCCUCUUGCAAUCUUUCUCAGAUACACAGGUCAAUGAAUUAGUGACAUUUAUCAUUUUUGGCUUCAUUGAACUGAUCACCCUCUCAGGUCUUUUUGUGUCUUACUGUUACAUUAUCCUAGCAGUGAUAAAGAUCCACUCUGCUGAGGGGAGGUUCAAGGCUUUCUCCACCUGCACCUCCCACCCAACUGCUUUGGCAAUUUUCCAGGGAACUCUGCUCUUCAUGUAUUUCAGGCCAAGUACUUCCUACUCUCUAGAUGAAGACAAAAUGACCUCCUUGUUUUAUACUCUUGUGAUUCCCAUGUUAAAUCCUCUGAUUUACAGCCUACAGAACAAAGAUGUGAAAGAGGCUCUGAUGAAAUGUAAAAAUAAAAAACAGUUCCAUUGA
Capra hircus (goat) is the source of this 930-nucleotide messenger RNA. Its product is annotated as olfactory receptor-like protein OLF2. Gene Ontology annotation, biological process: G protein-coupled receptor signaling pathway; sensory perception of smell. The record is from RefSeq and is a predicted model, not a curated record. Lineage: Eukaryota; Metazoa; Chordata; Mammalia; Artiodactyla; Bovidae. Gene Ontology annotation, molecular function: olfactory receptor activity; odorant binding; G protein-coupled receptor activity. Gene Ontology annotation, cellular component: membrane.